Molecule: messenger RNA, 3052 nt
Organism: Chlamydomonas reinhardtii
Lineage: Eukaryota; Viridiplantae; Chlorophyta; Chlorophyceae; Chlamydomonadales; Chlamydomonadaceae
Exons: 12
Coding region: 73-1761 (562 amino acids)
Source: RefSeq, a predicted model, not a curated record
UCUCUCCAAACGCUGAAGUUGUCCGACAGAAACACAAGCCCUGACCGUUUCUGGGGAGCUCUUCCAACCUUCAUGAAGCAGUUAGCGAGUAUUCACAGCCUCAUUUACAAACUUGCGGAAAAGUUCGCAAGGGACGCAAAGUGGAAGCUGAGCGCCUUCAAGGUGCUUGCCGAAGCCACGCCUAAUCUGCGCGAGUUCACCCUCGCCGCAUCGGAAGAUGUCCAGGUGGAGCUUCUCGAUGCGCUUCUUAAAAGGCGGGGUGGAGGUGACGACUACUGCCCCAACGCGACAGACAUGAUGGAGGCUCUGCGUAGCGUACAGGUGCUGCCAGGACCUGGCGAGGUGCUGAAGCUCGGGGCCAUCUCCUUUGUUCUCCACCCCGAGUAUGAUGCGCUCUUUGUCCGAGAAUGCUAUCCGCACCUCUUUGAGGCUCUUGUGUGCAAGCCCGAGCCCACGUUGUACAUUGUCACGGGGACGCCCGGCAUCGGAAAAAGCUGGUUCUUCUACUACAUUCUGGCGCGGCUCCUGAAGAGCACCCAGCCACCCCCCUUCAUUGUGUGGGAGCACAUGACGGUGCCGAACAUGGCGUGGUGCUACACACACGAGACAGGCGAGGUGUUCAAGGGGGAGCGUACGAGCUUUGAUGACGUGCUCAUGAACCGCGCCACCUGGUACAUCACUGAUGGUGUGCCACCAAUGCUCAACUGCCUGGCGCGCACUGUGCUGCUGACACCACCCGAUCGUAAGAUAUACAAGGAGAUGCUCAAGCAGAGUGCGAGCUUGCUCUACAUGCCGUGCUGGGAGCUGGGCGAGCUGCUUGCAUGCAGGAGGCUGCUGUAUGGCACCGUGGAUGAGACCCUGGCCAAGGAGCUGUACCAGCACUAUGGCGGUGUCGCAAGAUUUGUGCUGCAACUCCCGAAAGCCAACCCCAGCAAAGGCUUGGACAAGCUGCUGGAGGAGCUGCAUGAGGCAGUGGCCAGCUGCGACACUGAUCAGUUGCGAAUGUCAGUUGGCUCAAUCAGCACGGGGCCGGAUGUAAGCCACAUGCUGCUACACAUUGUGGCCGAUGAGAACUUCAAGAUGCAGCACCUUGUCUUUGCCAGCAAGUGGGUUGCGGAGGAGUUCGUAAAGGAGGCGGUGCACUAUGAGCUGCAGGGCUUAGUCAGCCUUCUAGUCUCCACGUCGGGGGCACUCAAGCGCACGAUUUACGAGGCCGCGGUGCACGCUGUGCUGUCCAAGGGCGGUCGCUUCACUGCUGCGCCGAUCAGCUACGACAGGGAGUCAUUCUGGCGAGGGAUUGAGGAGGCAUUGGAAUUCGUGCCCUGCACAAAGCAAGCAUUCUUCGAGGACCUGCCGGACACCACGGACACACCACCAUACGUUGUGGAGGGCGUGUAUGCGCAGCUGCAGGCUGGCACCAAGCGCGGCGCCGAGAUGUUCCUGGCGGGUGAGGCGCAGAAGCUCGCCAGGACGGAGCAGCCCGAGCCAGCCCCACCAACGCAGCAGCAGGCGCAGAAGCUUGCUCGCGCCAAGGGCGUCGUUCCGGCUGCUAAUGCGCGCGCUGACAAGGCCCAGCCCGCCAACGACGCCGCAGCCAAGAAGGCGGCCGCGGGCAAGGACAAGGGCAAACAGGAGGCCAAGAGGAAGGAGGAGGCAAAGCCCAAGGAGAAGGCCAAGGGCAAGGGCAAGGAGGGCAAGCCCGCACAGCCAGCCGACGGCGCCGCCGCAUCGAAGGGUGCGCCUCCGUCCUUGCGGCGCUAGAAACGCACCGCUCCCAGCAGCCUCGGUCGUCCGCCCAAUCCGCUUUGCGUCCCCAAUGCCGCCGCCCUGCGUCUGCCCGGCACGGCGAGGGGUGCACGGGCUGCCCGGCUGGGUGCUGGUCGGCCACUUGCACUGCGCAUGUGCCACUGGCUGCGGGACGGUGGCUGCGGGUGGCCGCCCGCCAAGGGGCGCGGUGCGGGCGGGUCCGGGGCAGGUGGCGGCCGCCGCCACCAGCCCCAAGGACGACUGGGGCGACAAGCUGGAAUGGGUGCUUGAUGCCGCUGGCGGCGGCGCCAGAGGCGGUGGCGCAGAAGGUGGCGGCGGUGGUGAUUUGGCCGCCGCCGCGGCAGCAGCAGCAGCAGCAACAGCAGCAGGCACAGACGCAGCUGCGGUGCGAGUGGGAGUGCCGCUGCGCUGAGGACCACCCGCUGUCGCUCCGGCCGGACUUCCUGCAGCUUCGUGCAGCUGCUGGCGGCACGAGGGGUGCGGCUGACCUACAGCAACGCUGCCGGGGCCGCCCGGGCGGGCCGCGUUGAGGCGCUGGCUGGGCUGCAGGAUGCCGCCCCCCGGCUACCGGGUCUGCUCCCCCCCAGCCAGCGUGUCAAGUUUCACACGCUGUACGGCGGCGACGCCGGUGUGCUGCGGCGGCUUGGGGAGUGGUACGGUGUCGUGUGUGACAUGCACGGCAUCUUCAAUGACCGCCACGGCGGAUUGUCGUACCUGGAGCCCGUGAGGGGAGGAGGUGGCUGAGGGCGGCGGUGCAGCAGCCUGGUCGGUGGCCUGGGCCGCGGCGGUGAGGCAUGCCGGGCUGCGGAUGCUGCGGUGGCUGCGGAAGCGGCGCGGUGAGGGGGCACUGACGUGGACAUGGACGUGGGUGUGGACGUGGGUGUGGACGUGGACGCGGACGUGGGGAUUGACGUGGACGUUCGGCGGCUGUUGGUGGUGGCGCGGAGGCGCCGAGGCACUGGAGUGGGCGGUGAGGGCGCUGGGCAGGGGCUUAAAACAACAAGUCAUAACAUACAUAUGUCAUGUAUAAGCAUUAGGCAAGGUUUGGUCUUUGGACGGUGCGGCGUGUAUGGGCACGCCCCGGGUUGGACGGUGGGCACUGGGCAGGUCAGGAGCGAGUGGGCUCAGGGCUCCUAUCUCCAGGCCAUUUUUCCGUUUCCUGGACAUUCCUCCCGGGGCCUAAUGCCUGGGGCUAGACUUUUUUGGCCCGGGUUUGGGGCGGAUUCCCGGGGGGUAGGGGGGAAACAAAGUGCAGACCCCAUGCCCUGUAACCAAUACACCAAAA